Gekko japonicus is the source of this 2023-nucleotide messenger RNA. RefSeq names its product WW domain binding protein 1 (gene WBP1). The record is from RefSeq and is a predicted model, not a curated record. The transcript is spliced from 4 exons. Gene Ontology annotation, molecular function: WW domain binding. The coding region runs from base 1 to 1398 and encodes 465 amino acids. Lineage: Eukaryota; Metazoa; Chordata; Lepidosauria; Squamata; Gekkonidae.
AUGAGCCAUGGAGCCAAAGAGACAGGGGAGAGGCUACUUCUGAAACAAGCUUUUACGCAAGAGAAACUAGGCGUUCCCUGGCGAUCCAGAGAACUCCUGGCGCUGAACUGCUCCGGUAGACCGGCGCUCCGGCACUGGAAGUACUGGCGAGGCUUCUUCCCCCUCUCCUCCAGAGCCCCUGGCAAAGAGGCAGCUGUGACAAAGAAGGGGGGGGGCACACACCGGCGCACCCCCCCCCUGAAAACUCUCUGGCGCCCCCGCGUGGACAGCGGCAGGUACUGCGACGUGGGACCGGGGGGGCGGAUGGUCCUCGGCUCCCUCUACCAGAGGGUCCGGGUCCCGUCCCGCCACGACCUUCGGUUCGGCCGGGAGAGGCUCCGAAAGAAAAGGGGCGGAGCUCGGAUCCGCCCCCGGACCCCCGUCCGGGGUUCCCCCGGAGGUCCCGGUCAACCCCCCGGUGGUCUCCCAGGUCUCCUGAGUUCCCUCCAUGCCCCCCGUACCUUUGAAAUUGAAGACCCUGCCGGACUGCAGGGACUUUGCCAUCGGUCGGAGGUCUUCCGGAGACCGGCCUCCCUCCCUCUGUGCCUGGCAGGGUUCUGGCUCCUGUGGACGGUCCUGAUCCUGUUCAGCUGCUGCUGCGCCUACCGGCACCGCCGCGCCAAACUCCGCCUGCAGCAGCAGCAGCGCCAGCGGGAGAUCAACCUCAUUGCCUACCACGGUGCCUGCAACUACCCGCCCUCCGGCAUGGACCUCCGGGUGCUGGCUUCCUUCAAGCUGCCUGCCUACGAGGAGGUGGCCGACCGCCCGACCACCCCCCCUCCCCCGUACAGUGCCGCCCUGGGGGGCUCUGCCAGCCGCCGGGGCUCCAGCACGCUGACCCUGACGGGCAGCUCGGAGAACUACACCAGCUGCUCCUGUGAGUCCAGCUGCCUGACGUCCCCCAGCAGCACCUCGCUGUCAGCCACUGAGGCCAGCACGCUCAGCGAGGCGGAGGCCGACGGGGCCGGGGCCUGCAGCAGCCGCACGGAGGGCAGCUGGGGGUCAGCCAGCCCCUCGCUGCCAGGCUGUGCCCCGGCCCCGAAGCACACGCUCUUCUCUUCCAACGUGGAGCUCUUUGAAGGUGAUCCGCGGCGGGUCUCCGACAGCGAUGAAACCCCGGACGCCCUGGACGAGGCCGAGCAGCACUUCCGGCACCGCCGCCUGACGGGGGACUCUGGGAUCGAGGUGGGGCGGGGCCAGGACGAGGAGGCCCCGGAGGAGGAGGACAGCGAGGAGGAGGCCACACACUUGCUUGGCAAGGGGGUUCCCCACGCGCCCCCUCAACCCCCGUGUUUGUGUGGGGGACAGACUGAAGGGGAGCCCGAAGACCUGCCUUCCUCGCCUACGUUACCUGUCUGAUGAUGGGGGGUGGGUGGGGGAUAUCCUUCCGGCCAUCUCUGAGGCUGCAGGGACUCGGGAGCAAGCAGUUCACUGUGGAGAAUCACCGCCUUAGUACCGACACUGCCCUUGGCCAGGUCUCGCGUGCGUGCUGUCCUCGUCCUCUUGUCCAGGCAGCGUGUAGCGCCCCUCUCCCUAGCUCUGCGACCAAAGGUCUGCUGUUGUCCCCCCAUCCCUGCCUUGGGGGCCCAAGGACUCUGCAACUGGGAGGGAGGAAGGAGCUGGGCCGCUCGCUUGCCUCUGGCUACUGUAGCGUCUGUGUGUGUGUGCGCACGCAUCCCGCUGGCUCCAUAACCUUUGGUACAAGGUGUAGCUCUUCCCUGUGGAGGUGUAGACCCCUGCCCUGCUCCCUUUCCUCUUGACAGCUGCACUGGGGUUGGAGACUGCUUGGUGCAUCCAGAGGAUGGUUCUGGCCGACAUCUGCUGGAAGUGGGGAGCUGGCCUUCUCUCCCCCCCCAACCCCCCGCUGGAAGCAGCUUUGUCAACCCCUGCCACCCUGGUACUGUUGGGAGUGGAGGUUCAUUCCACCUGUGCUAUCUGAGGGCAGCAGUACGUGCUUAUUAUUAAAGAGAUGUGGUAAUUCUUG